AUGUCUUACUUCGAUGAGAACACAUUGACGACGGUCCAAGACCUCCAAAAGAAUCUGAGCUAUCCUCCCAGCACCGCGCACAAACCCGAGCUCCUCAAGGAAGAGGAAGAGAUCCUAGAAUUCUACAAGGGAUGGGCGCGCUGCCUGAACCGCGACUUUCUUGACGACUCCGAGUCCGGCAAGCCCUUCUACAAGAUCGAUGAAGUGGUCACAUUCGAUCUCUUCGGUUUCACCGGCCGUGGUGCUUUCAAGGAGCACUUUGAGGAGACUUUCCCAUAUUUCGCAAACGCCAAAGUCGACUUCAAAGACCUCGAAGUCUUCGCGACAUCCAAGACGUCUGGUUAUGCGACUAUGGUGCAGCGCCUUCGCGGCAAGUCCAAGGACAACAAGGAGUUCGAGAUGAUCUACCGCAUCACAGGAGUGCUGUCCAAGGAGAAUGGUGUCUGGAAGUGGGUGCACGAGCACGUGUCGUUCCCGGUCAACAUGGCGACGAGGGAGGCGGACUUCACUUCCUCGAUUGAUCCGAAGAAAGCGUUCUCAUUUUAG
Mytilinidion resinicola is the source of this 546-nucleotide messenger RNA. RefSeq lists its product as uncharacterized. The transcript is spliced from 3 exons. The record is from RefSeq and is a predicted model, not a curated record. NCBI's taxonomy places the organism in Eukaryota, Fungi, Ascomycota, Dothideomycetes, Mytilinidiales, Mytilinidiaceae. The coding region runs from base 1 to 546 and encodes 181 amino acids.